CGGAGCCGAGCCGAGCCGGGGCUGCUGCGGCUGGCGCAGGCGGCUCGAGCCGAGCGUGUUCCCCUCAGCCAAUCCCCGACGGAGCCGGGAGCGGGGCAGCUCGGCCCCUUCCCCGCCCUCCUCAGCCCGGAGAGCAGCGACCCCCGGCCGCACAGGGAGCCGAGCUGACGGAGAUGCCGCCUGCUCCCGCGGGGCGGCUGCUGCUGCGGCGCUAGAGCCGGGAGCAUCCCCCCGCCCAUGGCGGUGCCGAACGGGUCCGUCCCCGGCGCGGAGCCCGGGGACCCCAAGAAGAGCGAGAGCCCGCCCGCCCCCUCCGGCAAGAAGGAGCUGAAGAUCGUGAUCGUGGGGGAUGGAGGCUGCGGGAAAACGUCUCUGCUCAUGGUGUACGCCAAGGGAGCCUUCCCGGAGAAAUAUGCACCUUCUGUAUUUGAGAAGUAUACCACCAGUAUUACCGUUGGCAAUAAAGAAGUAAUUCUGAAUUUGUAUGACACUGCAGGGCAGGAGGAUUAUGAUCGGCUACGACCACUUUCAUACCAGAAUACAAACAUGGUCUUAAUUUGUUAUGAUGUUAUGAACCCUACUAGCUAUGAUAACGUUUUAAUUAAGUGGUAUCCUGAAGUAAGUCACUUCUGCCGAGGAGUCCCUCUAAUACUUAUCGGCUGCAAAACAGACCUUCGAAAGGACAAAGAACAUUUACGUAAGCUCAUGUCUUCUGAGCAGGAACCAAUCACAUAUAACCAGGUAAAGAGGAUUGCAUUUAAGAGUUCUGUCCUUUGCACGAGCAAUAGGUACAUUUCCUAUAAUAUGGUAUUAUUACUCAUGAAUAGUAAGCACUGCCAUGAAAAUCUUGACACAGAAAGGAGCAUCUCACCUCAAAGGUUACUGUUGCUUAUUGAUGCAAAAUUUACCAUUCAAGCACCACUUUACAAACAUUAACCAAGCCUCACAACACCCAUGUUAUGUAGGCAAGUAUCUCUAUCCCCACUUUACAGAUGGGGAUGAUUAGUCAGUGGUGGAGUGACUUAUUUCUUGUUGCACAGGAAGCAUCUACAGAAAUGAAACUAGAACCUAGGUCUGCUGCUUCCCUGUUCUUUCCUGUAACGACUGUCAUCCCUCCUGCUACAGGUCACGAAGACAGCAGCAAAAUUUGAGUAUUCUGUAUACAAGUUUGGGCAACAGCUUGAGGUGUACCAAAAUUUUGCAAUAUUAAAAAAGGAACUAUUGCUGCAUCGGUGUCAGAAAUUACAGUGUUCUUUCCAGUCAGUCAGAAACAAAAAUGUUUAUCAUCUUGUGAAAUUCUGCAUACUGCCUCCAUUGCACUUAGCGACUCUCUUCACCAAUGUCAGGCAUAUAAUAUUUUAUUUACUUCAGCGCAGGUGCUGCCAGGAGCCUUGAUACUGUUAUUCCCACAAGAAAGUGUAGACAUUUAUGAAAGCUCCUUUCUAAGAAAAUCUAUCAGCAUGGCUUAAAAGGACUGAGUGCGGGUCUGCACUCCAGGGAGAUCAACGCUCCUGCAAUCGAUGCAGCAGGGGUCGAUUUUAGCAGGAUACAGAGUGCUCUCCGGUUGACCUGGUACUCCAGCUUCCCAAGAAGAUUAAAAUAAGUCGAUGGGAGAGCGCCUCCCGUCAAUGCAACGCAGCGACGACACCGGGAUAAAUCGACCUAAGCUAUAUCGACUCCAGCUAGAUUAUUCACGUAGCUGGCGUAGUGUAACUUAGGUCAACUUAUCCUGGUAGUGAAGACAAGCCCCUAGUUUACAAACUUUUCAGACCCUUUACAACAAUGUGGCAAACUAAAACUUUCCUACGAGGGAGAUCUUCUUUCAGCUCAAGAUACGGAACUGCUGCUUUGGUCCCUAAAUACCCUGGCUUCAGUCCCAGCUUUGAGUGGAUUCUUCAGACUCCUCUGACAUAUAGAUACAGUAUACAUUUCCAGAUAGAGGUCAAUCACCAAAUGGAUAACAGGCAUAUACCAGCAGUUUGUAUUGUAGAAACAUAAAUAAUAUACAGAAUUCUUAUGGCUAUCGGUUAGUAAGAAGCUUCUUUUGGGGGCAGUGUGCUUCAGGAUUUCUUGUCUCUUAUGCUCCAUUUCCUCCUCAUUGAGUACCCUACCUAAAACUGACCCAUCCUUCUGGUUGAGUCGUCUUCUGAAACUCAUCCACUCUGUUCCUGGCUCAAGCAGAAGGGGCCACUCAUGCAACACAAGAUAUUUCUAAUGCUAAGAACUGAGUUUGGGAUUCAAACACUGAUCCCUCCACCUCUGGAGCCUGCUGACAUCUGAAAGUGGAGAAAUUUUAUGUAAAAUUGCGCUUGGGUCAAUUUGAUUGUACUGUAGGCCCAAUUUUCAAAUAUGGGUCCUGACAGACUGGAUACACACCUUAUUGCUAAUUUGAGCAUUCAAGUUUGGGUUUUGGAGGUUCUGUUUAGAGCCUAAACUUUUAAAAAGUUGGGCUUUAACACACAACAAAGUAGGCAACCAAGAAAUCUCCACUGCAUUGCACUUCCAAACUGGCUUUUAGAUUAAUCUUUUAAAAAAAUCAAUAAAGUUGUUCUAUAAAUGGAGCCUAUUAAUUUAUCAUUAUUAAAUAUGUGUUUUACAGUAGUGCUUAGGACUACUACUACUUAUUCUUUAACUCUACAAACAAAAGCAUCUGCCUUCUUUUGCCUGACCCUAUUGUAUAAAGAUAUCUUCAGAAUUAUUCACUUCUUCCCUCUGUAACUC
This is a messenger RNA of Malaclemys terrapin pileata, 2721 nucleotides long. RefSeq names its product ras homolog family member F, filopodia associated (gene RHOF). Lineage: Eukaryota; Metazoa; Chordata; Testudines; Emydidae. The transcript is spliced from 4 exons. The record is from RefSeq and is a predicted model, not a curated record. Gene Ontology annotation, biological process: small GTPase-mediated signal transduction; cell migration. Gene Ontology annotation, molecular function: GTP binding; GTPase activity. Bases 238 to 936 code for a protein of 232 amino acids.